This is a messenger RNA of Heterostelium album PN500, 2514 nucleotides long. It is a transcript of the gene mcysS, whose product is annotated as cysteinyl-tRNA synthetase. The record is from RefSeq and is a predicted model, not a curated record. The coding region runs from base 1 to 2514 and encodes 837 amino acids. Gene Ontology annotation, biological process: cysteinyl-tRNA aminoacylation. The transcript has 5 exons. Gene Ontology annotation, molecular function: ATP binding; cysteine-tRNA ligase activity. Gene Ontology annotation, cellular component: cytoplasm. Lineage: Eukaryota; Evosea; Eumycetozoa; Acytosteliales; Acytosteliaceae.
AUGUUAAGAGGUUUAUUGGGUAGUCUGCGAAAGCAGAUGGCCGGUGGAAGUGCCAGCAGAGUUACUACCAAUAAUAGUAGUAGUAGUGUGACUGGUGUUGCUACCGGUAGUCAUAGUAUUCAGAACUCGGUUGAUCACACUCGAUGGAGAGUACCGUCAGGACAUCCAACUGGAAUCUCAAUGAGAAAUUCAUUGUCACACGAAAAGAAACCAGUACCUCUAGUACUUGAAAACAGUGGACGUACAAUCUCUUGGUAUACUUGCGGUCCAACCGUAUAUGACAGUGCUCAUCUAGGACAUGCAAGAGCAUAUGUUUCUAUUGAUAUAGUUCAAAGAGUUUUGACAGAUUACUUCAAUUUGAAUAUCAAUCAUGUCAUGGGAAUGACCGAUGUCGAUGAUAAGAUCAUAAAGAUGUCGGCAACCAAAGGUAUGUCGUUCAAGGAGCUGGCGCGUCAGAAAGAGUUGGAGUUUAUACAGGAUAUGGAUUCACUGAAUGUACGUCCACCUCUGCUAAUUACACGUGUCAGUGAACACAUUCCGAAUAUCAUUAAUUUCGUGAAGCAGAUACGCGAGAAUGGCUACGCGUACGACGUCGACAUUCCAGGAUCCACAGGACAAUCGGUGUUGUUUGACACCGGUAAGUUUGGCACUCGCUACGGUAAGCUCGAGAAAGAGAAUCAAGGUGCGCAAGCCGAUGAGAACCUAGCGAUUCAAUCGGACGUCAAGCUUGGAACCAGAGAUUUCGCGUUGUGGAAGUCGGCCAAUCCGAUCACCGAUGUCGACGGCCAAGGCAAGCUGGUCGUGUGGAACUCGCCGUUUGGAGACGGACGUCCAGGAUGGCAUAUCGAAUGCUCAUCGAUGAUACACUCGAUAUUCGGCGACAAACUAGAUGUUCAUGCCGGUGGUAUCGACCUGAAAUUUCCGCACCACGAAAAUGAAAUUGCACAGUGCGAAGCACACUUUUCCCCGCAUCCGAACCCAGCCACUGGCGAAUACAAACAAUGGGUCAACUACUUUAUGCAUAUCGGUCAUCUAAACAUUAAAGGUUUAAAGAUGUCGAAAUCACUAAAGAAUUUCAUUACAAUUAGAGAAUAUUUAGCAAAGAAUACAGCAACUUCAUUUAGAUGGUUAUGUUUAACAAAUAGAUAUUUCGAUACGAUCAAUUAUAAUCCAAAGAGUGAUGAGCAGUAUCAGAAUUCGCUGCAGCGAUUCAUCGAUUGGUUCAAUAUGGUUGAGAUGAGAAUGAUGGAACCGAUCAAUAUAAAUCUGACACGUGCUAGCUAUCAGCAAGCGAAACCAAUCAUCGACUUGUUCAAUCUAUCAAAGAAUGACAUACACUUGGCGCUGACCGACGAUUUCAAUACACCAAAGGCAAUCAAGAUCAUGCAACUACUCGUCAAAGAAACAAUGAUGAACAACACACAGCUCAAAUCGAUACCCAGAGAUAUUCUAUUCAAUAUCUACUGUUAUCUUCGUAAGAUGUUCACUACGUUUGGUUUCGAAGAGCUGUUCAGCAAGUCGAAGCUCUCCAACAAUAGUAUGGCGAUGCUACAGCAGAUGCAACAGCUGAACGAACAACAACAGCAACAGCUGCAACAACAAUCGGACAAGCUGCAACAACAGUCCGAACAACAACAGCAAGUUCUACUGGAUAGCAACUCUGAGAAAGAUCUGAAACUACUCGCGCAAAGCAAACUGCUUGAAGAAAAAGACAAGGAGAAUCUAAAGUUACUAGAGCGAUUCUUGGAUUUCCGUGCUGAACUAAGAUCAAUAGCGAAAAACAACAGCAAUGACGAUGUGAAAAAGCAGUUGAUUCUUCAGAUGUGUGACUCUGAGAGAGAUAGCAUGCUCUACGAAUUGGGUAUUCGUGUUGGUGACGAAAGCAACGAUGAAUACACCUACGAAAUGCUCACCGAGAAGGAAAGAGUUAAACUGCAAGAGAAAAACGCCCAAAGAUUUGUACUCGAUCAUCAAAACUCUGACGUUGCGUUAGAGUAUGGUGAGAAUUUAGAAGAAACAACUGUUGAUCAAACAGCAACAACAACAGCUCCACCAACAGCAACAACAACUCCAUCUACAACAACAACAACAACCCCAUCUACAACAACAACAACUCCAAAAACAACUUCAACAUCAUCAUCAUCACAAAAAAAACCCAUUAAAAAGAAGAGUUCACCAUCCAGACAAUUGAUUGAAGAAGAUAAGACUCAAGAUAAUAUUACAGAAAAUCAAGAUGUUGAUGCUGAUUUAAAAUAUGAUCCACUUGCAGAGAGUCCAGAAGUGAUUUUUAUAAAUAGAAAAGAUCUUUAUUCAAAGUUUGAUGAAGACGGUAUUCCCACUCACGAUGCAAGCGGCACCCAAAUCACAAUGUCACAGAGAAAACUUUUGAAAAAGAUAAUGAGAAAGAGGGUCAAUCGUGUGAUAAAGAAAGAAGCUAAAAUCAGAUCUAAAUUAGACAAUGAAUCAACUUUUACACCAAAUUCGUUAAGAGAUAAAGGUGAUUCAAAAAAUUAA